CCAUGUACUCACUGUUUCUUUUCAGAAGAAGGGGGUGCCAAACCAUAGAGUUGCAGGCAUCCUCACAGACUUUAAUUUCUUAAACAAUUUUUUCAGCUGGACAGGGAAUUCUGUGGCAUCAUGAAAAAGCUGGGACAGAUCAUGAUGGCUGUCUCAGGAGAGCAAGCUAUGGCUGGAGAGAAAAUGCUCAGGAUGCCCAGCUGCCUCCUAAAGCCCACCAGGGUCAUGCUGAGCCACAAGCCCUGGGCACUGUUUAUCCUCAUCUUUGUGUUUGUGUCCUUUGCCUACCACAAGUUGUACUGGGGCAUCUGGGAGGACCCAAAGAGCAGAGGCCCCCUCUACGGCUCGUCUGCUGAAAUCAGCUGUGCUCACUAUGUGCCUUCUUCCCUCAACAUUGCUGGUGGGCCCUCUCCUUCUACAGGAAGUGUGUUUUUUGUGGAGACCUCAGAGCAAACUACCCCAAGUUACCUGUUCUCAUGCUCUGUGGAGUCAGCAGCCAGGGCACACCCCGCAUCAAGAGUCGUGGUGCUCAUGAAAGGCUUGGCCAAAGAGAAUGCCUCCUUACCCAGGCACUGGGCUUUCUCCUUGCUGAGCUGCUUCCCCAAUGUGGAAAUCCAGCCCCUGGACUUGACAGACCUCUUUUCUGGAACACCUCUGGCACAAUGGUACUUGCAGCCUCAGAGGCAGCAGGAGCCUCAUUUUUUACCUGUCCUCUCUGAUGCCUGCAGGAUUGUCCUCAUGUGGAAAUUUGGUGGCAUCUACCUGGAUACAGAUUUCAUUGUGCUUAAGAACUUACAGAACCUCACCGAUGCACUCGGGAUUCAGGAUGAUGUUGAACUGAAUGGGGCCUUUCUGUCCUUUAAGCCCAAACACAAGUUCAUGGAGCUUUGCAUGCAGGACUUUGUGCAGAAUUACAAUGGCUGGGUCUGGGGCCACCAGGGCCCAAAGCUCCUAACUCGUGUCUUUAAGAAAUGGUGCUCCAUCCAGACUAUCAAGAGCAUGAGCUGCAAAGGUGUGAGUGCUCUUGCCCCAGAAGUUGUUUAUCCCAUUCCCUGGCAGGACUGGAAGAAAUUGUUUGAGCCAGUCAGUGCCUUGGAGCUUCGCAAACUCCUGAAGAACACCUAUGCAGUGCACGUAUGGAACAAACUGAGCCAUGGGACCAAGUUAGAGAUCCCCUCCCAGGCUCUGCUGGCUCAGCUCUAUUCCCAGUUCUGCCCUGCCACCUACACAAAGAUGAAACAGGACUCUGAAGAGUUGUCAAGGGGUGCAGUGUGACCUGAGGGCCCUUGGCUGCAGAGAUGUUCCCCAGACCGAAGGAAACCGAGUGCCUUUGACAUUCUCCAGAGUUGGUUUCUAGACCCCAGAGCAGGUGUUCUGCGUGACAGCUCUGUGGUUUUGUACCAUUUCUGUUCUCUGCCUCCGAUCCUUUGAGUUCCAAAUUUACAGCAGAACCUGAGUUCAGCCUCUCUUGCUGUCCUUCAGGAGACCUCUUGCUGCAAGGGAGGUUGAACUUGUUCUUCAGCAUCCCUCAGCUGGUCCUCUCUUGGUUUUCUCCAACAGCUCCUCCUGUGGAUCCCGGCCUGAGCAGCCCCUUGUGAUUUUUCAGCAGCUGUAAAGACCCUUGGCUUGCUCUCUGUGGCAUUUCUCGGCUUGUGAACCACUGCCAGUAGGUGCCAAAGGGCACAGUUAGCUGGAGCUCAGAACAGAACUCACUGGCUGGCAAGGAUCCUUUACGCCUUGAGAAAUACAUGAAGAGGAUAUGCAAAUUGCAGGAUUUAAUAUCCCUGCGCCUCUCAGUGUGAAAUUCUUCUAAACUUCUAAAGUGAGAAAAGUUGAAAUGGUGUUUCCUACUGUUUCCAGUUCCACAGCAGUGGGAUGACUUUUCUGGGACUCCUCAGGAAAACAAACAGACAAAAGCAGUUCAUUUAGGAGUGGAAAUAUAAAGUGUCUUGCUCUGCUGAAGUAAUUCUUGUAGGAAACCAACAUCUAACCAGCCAUUGUCACAUUCUGAAGAGUCUCAGCAUUGCCUGUUUCUGCAGUGCUGUGAGGAGGAUUACGUCUCUGUGAUUGGAAUAUGGAGCCCAUUGUGGAAGUCCAGAGGAUAACAUGUCCAUAUCAACAGAAAGAACAGGUCCAGGAUUCAGAGCAGUGUCCCCAGGGACAGAAAUAAAAACUCAGAAGCGCAUGAAUGUUGGAAAAGACCUUCGAGAUCAUUGAGUCCAACCUUCAAUUCCAGUAUCAUCACGCUCACUGGCCUUUUUCCCAUGUGUACUCAUUUUUUGGAGUGCUUCCAGGGAAGGUGACUCCACCACUUCCCUGGGGAGCCAGUGGAACACGGUGCUUAA
This is a messenger RNA of Poecile atricapillus (Black-capped chickadee), 2345 nucleotides long. RefSeq names its product lactosylceramide 4-alpha-galactosyltransferase-like. Gene Ontology annotation, molecular function: acetylglucosaminyltransferase activity. Gene Ontology annotation, biological process: protein O-linked glycosylation. The record is from RefSeq and is a predicted model, not a curated record. Bases 121 to 1275 code for a protein of 384 amino acids. The transcript has 2 exons. NCBI's taxonomy places the organism in Eukaryota, Metazoa, Chordata, Aves, Passeriformes, Paridae.